Messenger RNA from Triplophysa rosa, 1226 nucleotides. It is a transcript of the gene selenot1b, whose product is annotated as selenoprotein T, 1b. Gene Ontology annotation, molecular function: thioredoxin-disulfide reductase (NADPH) activity. Gene Ontology annotation, biological process: cell redox homeostasis. Gene Ontology annotation, cellular component: endoplasmic reticulum membrane. The transcript is spliced from 6 exons. The record is from RefSeq and is a predicted model, not a curated record. Lineage: Eukaryota; Metazoa; Chordata; Actinopteri; Cypriniformes; Nemacheilidae.
CCCUGCUGUGUUGGAAAGUUCCGGGUGUGUUCGGUGCAGGCGUGUCCGGACUGUGCGGUAUGGAGACGCGGUGUUUAUCGUUUCUGCUGGUAUGUGUAUUGUCUGUUUAUCAUGCCGCAGCAGACGACGGCAGGGUUAAAAACAUGAAAAUGCAGUAUACUGGAAUGCCACUCUUAAAAUUUCACAUUUGUGUAUCCUGAGGAUAUAGGCGGGUGUUUGAAGAGUACACUCGGGUUCUCACCCAGAGGUACCCAGACAUCCGCACAGAGGGAGAAAACUUCUUGCCACAGCCCAUAUACAGGUGGGUGACACUUCUUUCCUCUGUCUUUAAACUUGUAGUCAUUGGUUUAAUUAUCCUGGGUAAGAAUCCUUUUGCAUUCUUCCGUAUGGAGGCUCCAGGGAUCUGGCUUUGGGCACAAGAAAAUAAGAUAUAUGCCUGCAUGAUGGUGUUCUUUCUUAGCAACAUGAUUGAAAACCAGUGUAUGUCAACUGGGGCCUUUGAAAUCACACUGAAUGAUGUGCCUGUAUGGUCAAAGCUUCAGUCAGGCCACCUGCCCUCCAUGCAGCAGCUGGUGCAGAUUCUGGAGAAUGAGAUGAAGUUGAGCGUGCACAUGGACUCUCUACCCCACAGACGUGCAUAAUACUGCAGGAAUCGAAAAGACUGAAUGGGCCCUGUGUGUGAGGUCUUGUGUGAGGUGGCGUUAAUGAAGGUUUGUACUGAAGGCGUGUCUGCUGGUGCGGACUGGAUGUUCAGCCCCUCUCACUGUUUCAUGAGUCCACAGCAGCUCAGAUGUCCUUGGUUUAAAAGUACAGAGGAAAUGGGAUUGUCAUCCGUUAUUAUUUUGUAGUCAUUGAUCAUUGAAUAACAUGAAAUCAGUGUUAAAUACAGUGUUUUACCUGUUUAUUUUCCUGAAAACUAAUUUUGUUUUCAGUAUAUAGACAAAUCUGGAUGUUCAAACAUUCUCUCUCUCUCUCUCUAUUGUCUUUUUUUUAACUGUAAAAGUUGCCAGACUUGUUUAUUCCACCCAAUGUUUAUCAUGAGUUUUUUUUGCUAUGUCAAUGUAAACUCUAGCUAUUUCAAGGCAAAGGUAGUCUUUAAAAUGUGUGUAGGCCUACAUAAUAUUAAAUAAAUACAUAUGUACAUAUCAUCAAGGAUGUACUUUGUUAUAAUAUUAUCUUUGAUCAUUUUUAAUAUUCGUUUAUACUUGGUUUUGAAAUAAAAUUAA